CUGAUUCGGAGAGUGACGUCAUCGUCGCCCCGGCCCGAGACAUGGCGAGUACGGACGUGGAGGAUUUCAUCGGUCAGAACAGGCACCUUUCGGAUUUAGUCGACACGUUUCGCAGCUUUUCCGAGAGCGAAAAACACUGGAAGUCCAGGAGGGAGUUUUUAUUCCGAAACAUCAACGAUUUUGAGGACCCUCACCUGGAUCAGCUGCUCGCGCUGUCGAUGGUGUGGGCGAACCACGUGUUCCUGGGCUGCAGGUAUGAUCCAGUUCUGCUGGAGAGGGUGAACGAGAUGGCAGAGGGCAUCGUUGUGGAGGACGCUCCUGUUUUUAAGACCAGAGAUGAACUGAUCAAACAGCAGCAACAGAAGAGGUGACGCCUGCACGACUCCUCGUCAUCACAUCUGAUGAAGAAGCCUGAGAUCUGUGCAUCAUCCCUAUUUUAUCCCUAGCUGUACAUACGACAACCUGUUUUUGGUAUUUUUAAAAUACUUUUCUUUUUCUUUUUAUUAUGCAUGUUUUAAUAAUUAGCUACAAUAAAAACGAGUGCAUUCUCUUCA
Carassius gibelio (silver crucian carp) is the source of this 554-nucleotide messenger RNA. RefSeq names its product CDKN2A interacting protein N-terminal like (gene xtbd1). Lineage: Eukaryota; Metazoa; Chordata; Actinopteri; Cypriniformes; Cyprinidae. The coding region runs from base 42 to 371 and encodes 109 amino acids. The transcript is spliced from 3 exons. The record is from RefSeq and is a predicted model, not a curated record.